AGAACGUCAGGUCUGGGAGUGGAAGAGCUGUGCAACACUGACGAGGAGCUCAGCGUCCCGCUCCGCUCAGCGCCCUGGAAUGUGCGGCUUAGGGCAGGGGCGAGCAGGGGCUUUAGCUUAGCUGGUACUAAUUGCAAGUUUUAGUGCUCAAAAACUCUGGUGAAAAAAAAAAAGAAAGAAAAAAGGAGCAAAUAGCCGAAAGAGGGAGUUAAGGCUGGGAGAGCUGUUGCUCCAAGCAGCCGCGAGAAGUUGCUCAAGCCUUCACUUAGCAGCGUAGUAGAAAGGAAAAUGUGUUAGGUCGCUGCCCCGAAACGUUGAGGCUGCCGCGAAUGGUGCUGGGCGCUGAGGCGGGCUCCAGGACUGUGCUGGCUGUUUACUCUAAAGCAAGUUGAGAGAUACAAAUACAUCAGACAUUGUACCACAAGCAGCGGGCAACUCAGAAGCUUACAGAUCAUCCUUUGCACAAGGGAACAAGAACUCAUCCCCACAACGCUAAAGUGCUUUAUCAGGCUGUGAAUGAGUUUGACACCAUGACUGCAGAGGACUCUACUGCAAGGAUGAGCAACGAUUCCUCCAACAUGGCUACCACAAAAGUCCCCGAAGGCGUUGCUGGGGCGCCCAACGAGGCAGCUCUCCUGGCCCUCAUGGAGCGCACAGGGUACAGCAUGAUCCAGGAGAAUGGGCAACGCAAGUACGGCGGCCCUCCGCCCGGCUGGGAGGGCCUGCACCCUCCCCGAGGCUGCGAGGUCUUUGUGGGCAAAAUCCCCCGUGACGUCUACGAAGAUGAGCUCGUCCCAGUGUUUGAGUCUGUUGGUCGCAUCUACGAAAUGCGCCUGAUGAUGGACUUCGACGGGAAGAACCGUGGCUACGCCUUUGUGAUGUACACGCAGAAGCACGAGGCGAAGCGUGCCGUCAGGGAGCUCAACAACUAUGAAAUCCGCCCCGGCAGGUUGCUGGGCGUAUGCUGCAGCGUAGACAACUGCCGGCUCUUCAUUGGAGGCAUUCCCAAGAUGAAGAAGAGGGAGGAGAUCCUGGAAGAGAUCGCCAAGGUGACAGAAGGUGUGCUGGAUGUCAUCGUGUACGCCAGCGCUGCAGACAAGAUGAAGAACAGAGGCUUCGCCUUCGUGGAGUAUGAGAGCCAUCGAGCAGCGGCAAUGGCCAGGAGGAAACUCAUGCCGGGAAGGAUCCAACUGUGGGGACACCAAAUUGCUGUUGACUGGGCAGAACCAGAGAUAGAUGUAGAUGAAGAUGUCAUGGAGACUGUUAAAAUCCUCUAUGUGAGGAAUUUAAUGAUUGAGACCACAGAGGACACCAUUAAAAAGGUCUUUGGGCAGUUCAACCCUGGCUGUGUAGAGCGGGUGAAAAAAAUCCGUGAUUACGCCUUUGUGCACUUUACGACUAGAGAAGACGCCAUCCACGCCAUGAACAACCUUAAUGGUGUCGAACUGGAAGGCUCUUGCCUGGAGGUUACCCUGGCCAAGCCAGUAGACAAGGAGCAAUACACUCGCUACCAGAAAGCAGCAAAAGGAGGGGCCACAGUAACACCUGAAGUAACUCAGCAACCUAAUUAUGUUUACUCUUGUGAUCCGUACACACUAGCGUAUUAUGGAUAUCCCUACAAUGCCUUGAUUGGGCCCAACAGAGAUUAUUUUGUGAAAGCAGGCAGCAUACGAGGCAGAGGGCGAGGUGCAGCUGGGAACAGAGCCCCCGGCCCCAGGGGCUCCUACCUGGGGGGAUACUCCGCUGGCCGUGGCAUCUACAGCAGGUACCACGAAGGCAAAGGAAAGCAGCAAGAAAAAGGAUACGAGCUGGUCCCCAACUUGGAGUUACCUGCGGUCAGUCCAGUGGCCAUUAAGCCCGGUGCAGUGGCCAUCCCUGCCAUCGGUGCCCAGUACUCCAUGUUUCAAGCUGCACCACCAGCCAAGAUGAUGGAAGAUGGCAAAAUUCACACUGUUGAGCACAUCAUCAACCCUAUAGCCGUCCAGCAGGACCCAGCCAGUGCGGCAGCCGCUGCAGCAGCCGCAGCCGCAGCUGUGAUACCAGCCGUCUCAACACCUCCCCCCUUCCAGGGCCGCCCCAUCACGCCAGUGUACACCAUGGCUCCCAAUGUGCAGCGGAUCCCCGCCGCCGGCAUUUAUGGGACAAGUUACGUGCCAUUCGCGGCACCGGCCGCGGCGACAGCGACGAUAGCCACACUACAGAAGAACGCCGCUGCCGCUGCUGCCGCAGCUGCGGCCUACGGCGGCUACACCGGCUACAUCCCCCCAGCCUUCCCCGCCGCCACCAUCCAGGUGCCCAUCCACGACGUCUACCAGACAUACUGAGACUGUCGGCAGAGGAGGGCGGCGGAGAAACACACACUGAAGGAACACUUUACUAUUUAUGAAGAAAGAACCAGCUGCAAAAGAGUAAAAGAUUGGACUCGGUAAACCGAAGCGGGAAGUGAAAAGAACGUCAGAGAGAAAUGUGUUCAAAAUGUUUUCUACGCUUGAAGUUUUCACUAACUUUUUUAGGCUGUUUUUAAAAUGUAACGUGCCUGUAUUCAUACAUUUCUAAAGGACCUCGGUGCACCCAGCCCACCGCUGAAAUGCAUUUAUACGCAUCCUAGUGGGGGUCGCAUAAGGUCUUUGUUUUGGGGUUUUUUUAGCAGUUAUAUUUUCAAUAUAUUUGUGGUAUGAAGGUUAUUUUUUAGUAACUUCUGCACUCCAGAGAUGUCUAUUUUGUAGUGCCUUUAAUAAUAUAUCAGCUAUAUAUUAAAAAGCACACCUGAGCAGCUAGGGAAAGUUUUAACAAUAUAUUUUGAAAAAUAUAUUCGAUAUUUAAAGAAUACAUACCUUAGGUUUUCCUUUUUUUUUUUUUAAGAAAAAGAAAACAACAAGUAUCUUAUUUAAAAAAUUAUACUGGAAAGUGCAAUUUGAAAUAUGUGCAAGACCUCUGCCUUUUUGCGUUGGCAUUAAUACAAUCUGCUCGUUCUUCUUUGAUAUCAAUAACUGAUACACGUGUUUGGGAAAGAGAGAGGAAAAGAAAGCCUUCUCACACAAACCUCUUCACAGUGUGAUUUGCAGGUUUGCCUUAAGCAAAGGCUCUGAGUUUUCCUUAACAACUGGAUUUUCUAUUUAUUGAAGCUACUCAUAGUUGGAGCAUAUGCAGAAACAAGUAGCCAAUAUUUUGCGUGAGGUGUCUUGACUUAGAUCUUCAUCCAGUAUAAAGCCUAGACUUUUUUUUUUUCAGUGCUCUUUAUUUUAUUCUUUGAAGUAGAUGCUGUAGUGACAGAGAAUGUAUGCUGCUGCCGGCGAGAGCAGGGGUGCUCGCGCCGAGAGGAUGCGCAGCGUUACUUACCCAUCGCUCCAUCAUGUUCUGUGAGAAAUUUCUGAGGUACUAGGGGUGGUAGUGAUACUGGAAUUAGUGAAACAGGGCUAGCCUCCCUCCCAGCCUCCCUCCCACACUUAGUUCCCCCUUCUCUGCAACUGGAGUUGUACGUGCACAUCAGGGGUGGGAGCAAGUGGACUCAAUGAUUUUAUGACAUAGAUCUUGUAAAUAUCUUUUAAUAUACAUUUUUAAAGUCAUUUUAUGUUGCAAACUUACAUGGUAUGUGGUUUGGCACAAAACAAAAAACCUUUUAUUGUGAUGUUAUAGAAAAAUUUGUUUUAUUGAGAAGUAAAUAUAUUAUUGCAGUGUUUUGUGGCCUGUUUAAAGGCUUUUACUUAGUAGUGCGGUGAAUGUAAAAUAUAGUAAAGAAAUAUCUGGCCCAUUGUAUGAAGUGUAUCAUCCCUGCAAACACAGCUCCGGUGACACGAGAUGCAAAGCAGGGAAUGAGUAAACAGCUUUCUGUGGUAUAAAUACCAACAAAGGGGGUUUCCUAUGGAGUAUAUUUUGACAACUGAACCACUUCCAGAGCACGUCCAGCUCAGUUAAGUGACCUUUUAAUACACCUUUUUAUUUCCUUGCCCUGAAAUCGAGUGGUUGUUUUUUAGGUGCUCUUGCUCAGCCAAGCUGAGCUCUCGUUAACCCUGUCAACCUGUAAAUGAAAGUACCGGGAGGUUAACCAUUAGGCUGGACUCUGCCCCUCUGUGUCUCUUCCCAGGAGACUUUCAACGGCUGUCCCUGCAGUUCUGAAAGUACACUCAGACCUUAGCACCAAGGCCCUGACCCCUUUGUAGGGCAAGAGGAGGUGAUUUGGGCAAAGCCCGCAAAGGGCAGACCAAUGUUGACUCCUCCAGUCCUCUGGCUGAGACCUUGCAUGGCUCAACGUUAAUUGCUGCUGGGGGUCCCCGGGCCAUUGGGUGGGGAAACGGCAGUCUAGUGUCUUGGGUCCCUGCCAGCCCCUCUCCAGCCCCGUGCCAUGGCUGACCCACAGAGGAGGGAUGAAGGGUGAUGAAGUCCUCUCCCUACAGGAAGGACAAGGGACCUGCUGCUUGCAGAGGUGGCAGGGAGUGAAAGGAGCCGACGAGGGCAAACCCUGAGGUGUCCUAGGCCACAGGUGGGUGUUGCCUGUGAGAAGGCAGGAGUGGGCAGGACAUGGGGACGCGGGCAGGACAGGGGAAGGUGGGCAGUUGGGUCACGCUGAGCUUUCUGCCUGUGCUUGACUUUUACACUUGCUUCUAAACCAUUUCAUGUACACUACUACUGAGGUAAGUCUGAUAACUUGAAAUGUGAACAUCUCUAGGUUAAGAACAAACUAUUCAAAGAAAAAAAAAUAUUUAAAAAAACAAAGUUAGUGUGGCUUAGUCUCAAAAGAGCUGAUAGUGUAGGUGUUUUAUUGUAUCUCUCUUCUCUGUACGGCCAGAGCCUCUGAGUUUAUUUAGUUCUUGCUCCAUUUACGGUACAUUUCUAGAUGUA
Molecule: messenger RNA, 4839 nt
Organism: Colius striatus (speckled mousebird)
Lineage: Eukaryota; Metazoa; Chordata; Aves; Coliiformes; Coliidae
Gene: RBM47
Product: RNA binding motif protein 47
Exons: 6
Coding region: 531-2324 (597 amino acids)
Cellular component (GO): nucleus
Molecular function (GO): mRNA binding
Source: RefSeq, a predicted model, not a curated record